Molecule: messenger RNA, 1717 nt
Organism: Tachysurus fulvidraco (yellow catfish)
Lineage: Eukaryota; Metazoa; Chordata; Actinopteri; Siluriformes; Bagridae
Exons: 9
Coding region: 152-1444 (430 amino acids)
Source: RefSeq, a predicted model, not a curated record
UGGUGCUGUUGACCAGAACUCGAGCAGCUCAGUCCCACCCCAGGAAAUGACAUCAUUACUUUAUAAAUGAGAUUCAUGUUCUAAACUUGUAUUUCUGCAGAAACAGGCACAAUAAAGGCUGCUGAACUGAGAGCAAACUUUUAUAUAUUUCAUGACAAAAAUGUUUAUUAUUAUAUACAUUUACGCGGUUCUCUUGUCUUUAGUCACAGAAGCUGUUCUGGGAGUGACACUGGAGCAAAAAGAUCUCUUGAUGACAAAAGAAGCUGUUCUGGGAGUGACACUGGUGCAAAAAGAUCUCUUCUGGACAAAAGGUGAAGGCAAAACUGUGUAUAUCAGCUGCAAAGUGACUGAUUUAUCCAGUAGCAAUUAUGUCCAUUGGUACCAAAAGAAAGACGGUGAAGCUCUCACAAGGAUCCUAUAUGUCAACAGUGGAGGCUCACUGGUUCAGGAUCCUAACCAUCCUGAAGCAAAGGACUUCACUGUGAGGAUACAGUCUGAUAAUUACGAUCUGAAGAUAGAAAGCCUGAAGAAAAUUCAUGAAGCAGUGUAUUACUGUGCCAGCUGGGCAGGCUUACACAGUAACAGUAAAUAUUCACAGCACGUAGAGAACUAUCUCCUUCUAAAGGACAGUAAGACAAAAGAAGUUGAUAGCGGACUUCAGCACGAUGCCGAAGAGGAACUACCAGCCACUUACUACCAGCCACUCACAAAACUCAGGACUUCUGGAGUCAAACCUCCAACACCAAAGGAUGAGAGAGGCAUACUUCUAGAUCAUGUCAAUGAGGUCAUAUUUUUGUUAUUGAACAUCACGCUGUGGGACUGGGUGAAGGUUUUCGGCUCAGGAACAAGACUUUAUGUAACAGACGAAAAGGUGAAAAAGCCUCAAUUGACCGUGUAUCCGGUAUUCAAGCCUAAAGAAACUGAUGGAAAGUCUGUGUUGAUGUGCCAGGCGAGAGACAUGUACCCCGACCUGGUGAGAUUCACCUGGAAAGCAAAAGAUCUCAAAGGACAAGACGUGAACCUGGGAGAUGAUGAGCGUCUGGAGCAGACCGACAAGACAAACAAGACAGACAAGGAUUCGGAAGUCAGAAUAACCAGCAUGCUCAUCGUAAAUAACCAGAAAGCCAUCGAAAACAAAUUCACCUGCUCAGUUCAACAUGACAGUGAUCAACAAGAGACGUUGUCCAUUCCAACAGAUGAAGACCUUCGUGAGAAUAAGCCAGAUUCUGAGGCCUGUUCUACUCAAAAACCAGAAGAUGAGAAGGAGGAAGAAGAAGAAAUUGAGAAUUUUGGUUUGUUUGAGCUCAGUCGCAAACUUUACCUGUUCAUUGUGACGUAUGUGUUACUGCUGGUGAAGAACGUGUUUUAUUUCUGCAUCGUCUCUGUCUUACGAUGCAUGAGAAAUCCUGCUCCCAUGGAGAUGAUACGAGGCAAAGUUCGAUGAUCAGCCAAACAGAAUAACUCAACACGUCAAUGUGUCACAUUCAUUUGACAAUAAUUUUGCCUACAAUUUACUUUUAGCGUAGCUUUUAUUAUUUCUGUGUUUAAAUAAGUUGAAGAAAAAGAAUUUUAAAUAUUCAUCUGCUUCUAUGCUCUUUCUACUCAUCUAUGAUACCAAACUAUAACUACUGCUUUUCAUUUAUCUUGUUGGGUCUUGAUUGUUAAAGAUGAACAGUUGUUUUAUUAAAAUAUUAAAAAAAAAAAAAAAUAUAUAUAU